AUGGCAUUCAGGCUUCUGCUAACGUUCCUCUCAGCGAUCAUUGACAACAGCACCCAACUCACGAACCCAGUCACCCGCUACAACAACAGCUACAUCGUGCCCAACCAAUCCUUCCCAGGCCUCCAAAGCAACUGGCACCCAGCACCAGACAGUGGCGAGACCUCCUACGUCGGCACAGGUCGUCUCCGCGGCCGCAAAGCCCUCAUCACAGGCGGCGACUCAGGUAUCGGCCGUGCCGUCGCCAUAGCAUUCGCACGAGAAGGAGCCGACGUAGCCUUCAACUACCUCCCCGAAGAACAACCCGACGCCGACAUCACAACCCAGCACAUCUCAGCCACCGGCCGUCGCGCCCACGAACUACCCGGAAACCUCCGCAACGAGUCCUUCUGCGCCGACCUCGUCGCCCGCGCCCACGACGCCCUCGGCGGCCUGGACAUCCUCGUCUCCAACGCGGGCUACAGUCGCUACCACAGUUUCAUCGGCAACAUGACCACCGCGCAGUUUAACCAGACCUUCGAAACAAACGUCUUCGCCCCCUUCUACCUCGUCCGCGCCGCCGUCUCCUAUCUUCCGCCUGGGUCCUCCAUAAUCUUCACAUCUUCCGGCGAGGCCGUCGUGCCCUCGGCCAAUCUGAUCGAUUACGCGGCUACGAAAGCGGUGCUGGCGAACUUCGCGAGAGGCCUGGCGAAACAGCUUGCGCCGAGAGGGAUUAGGGUUAAUGCAGUGGCGCCUUAUAUGACCAUCAGCAACGUCCUAUCGACUGAGGGCGAUACGACAGAGAGUAUCAGGGAGGUGGGUAGGGACUGUCCGUAUGGUCGGAACUCGCAGCCUGUGGAGUUGGCGCCGUUGUAUGUUACCUUAGCUGAUCCUCAGAACUCGUUCGCUAGCGGCCAGAUUUGGGCUGCGGAUGGUGGGACGGGUGAUUUCUGA
Zasmidium cellare ATCC 36951 is the source of this 930-nucleotide messenger RNA. RefSeq lists its product as uncharacterized. The transcript has a single exon. Bases 1 to 930 code for a protein of 309 amino acids. The record is from RefSeq and is a predicted model, not a curated record. Lineage: Eukaryota; Fungi; Ascomycota; Dothideomycetes; Mycosphaerellales; Mycosphaerellaceae.